This is a messenger RNA of Cuscuta epithymum, 1972 nucleotides long. The record is from the annotation of a GenBank genome assembly. Lineage: Eukaryota; Viridiplantae; Streptophyta; Magnoliopsida; Solanales; Convolvulaceae.
AGUAACUGGUUAGGUUUCUCACUAUCCCAACAUAUGGAGGGUCUUGGUCCUAAUAAUAAUGCCACCCCUAUUUCUUCAUCUUCAUUCCCUACCCUAAGUUUUGCAAACACAACUCCCUCUCAUUUAAGUUAUCCCCCUGGCCCUUAUUAUGUAGGGGAUGGUCAUGAAACAGCAGCAGCAGCCUUCUUCUCUUCAUUGUCUGUGAUGCCUCUUAUGUCUGAUGGCUCCCUCUGCAUAAUGGAGGCUUUCCAUAGGUCACACCCACAAGCAGGUAUGGUAGGAGCAGCACCAAAACUGGAGGACUUCUUAGGGGAAACUGGAGGAAUGGGGACCCAUCACUAUGACAGAAGUGGAGGAGGUAUGGCUCUUAGCUUGGAUAGCAUGUACUACCAUGAAAGCAGAACAGACAAUGGUCAGACCACUCAUCACAACAAUCAAGGUUUCCUCACUCAUCAUCAUCUCCAAGAAAAGUCAAGGAAUCAUCCUCAUAUGGAAGCUCAACUGUUCCAAGAUUUCCAAAUGUCAUCAACUCCCACUGGGAUGAAGAACUGGGAUUCAGCUCAUAUGGGUGGUUGCAUGGGUAGUGGGGAGGCUGGAGCUAUCACUGCUGCAAUGGGUUAUGGGGAUUAUCAGUCCUUGAGCUUGUCAAUGAGCCCUGGCUCAAGGUCAAGCUGUGUGAAUCCUAGUCAGCAUCAGCAGAGUCAAACAAUAGAGUGUAUGGGGAUGGAGAGCAAAAAGAGAGGGCUUGAGAUGGUUGACCAGAAGCAAAUUGUUCAUAGGAAGUCACUUGACACCUUUGGCCAAAGAACCUCACAAUACAGAGGUGUCACCAGGCACAGAUGGACAGGUAGAUAUGAAGCUCAUUUAUGGGACAAUAGUAGCAAGAAAGAAGGACAGAGCAGAAAGGGAAGACAGGUGUAUUUGGGGGGUUAUGACAAUGAAGAGAAAGCGGCUAGGGCAUAUGAUUUAGCAGCACUUAAGUACUGGGGACCCUCAACACAUAUAAAUUUUCCGUCUGAGAAUUAUCAUCAAGAGAUUGAAGGAAUGAAGAGCAUGACUAGGCAAGAAUAUGUUGCUCACUUACGAAGAAAGAGCAGUGGUUUCUCAAGAGGAGCUUCAAUCUAUAGGGGAGUGACAAGGCAUCAUCAACAUGGAAGAUGGCAGGCUAGAAUAGGACGAGUGGCCGGAAACAAGGACCUUUAUUUAGGAACAUUCAGCACUCAAGAGGAAGCUGCUGAGGCUUAUGACAUAGCAGCGAUUAAGUUUAGAGGCAUAAAUGCGGUCACAAAUUUUGACAGUUCAAGGUACGACGUCGAUCGUAUAAUGUCUAGCCACAAUCUUAUCGCCGGAGACCAGGCCAGGAAGAUCAAAGACUCCGGCGCCGGUCAGACCGACGAGAUCACGAAUGUGAACGAUGGCGGCGGAGAUCAAGCGGGCGUUCUGGAUCAGGAGGAAAACGGCCCAAUAAAUUCCACCCCACCCACAGAUUGGAGAAUUGCGCUGUAUCAGCAGCAGGAGGAGGAGGCGGCGGUGAUGGAAGAGUCCGCCGCCGCUGCGGCGGCGAGAUUGUUGAGCGCUCACUUGUCAAACGCUUCUUCGCUCGUGACCAGCGCCGGCAGUUCCCGGGAAGGGAGUCCCAAUAAGUUAAACGACCCACUUGGAUUGAUCGGACGAACUAAGCGGGAUAAUAACUCGCCGGCCGCCCAGAAGAUGGGCGGCGCUGCGGCGGUGAGUAGUAGCAAUGCGAGUUCUUGGAUCUCGUCGGCCCAUCUGAGGCCUCAUGGGCCUGUUUUUGCUGCUUGGACUGACAACAUCGUCUGAAAUAAAUUAGAAUGAACCCUGCGACUAACAUCUUCCAUUAAUCUGUUUCAAUUCAUGACAAGAUCAGAACAAGCCGGUAAUUAAGGUUUUCCUUAUCUGCUUAAUUGGGAAUUGUAUUUGACUAAUCAUCAAUGGUGUAGUCUUUCAAUUA